GCCAGAAACAUUCAUCUGGAAACGUUAUCUUUAAAAUCAUCUUUAAAACUGCUAUCAUGUUCAUCUGUAAAGGUCUCGUGCAUAAGUACAUGUUACGAAAAAGGUAAGAAAGAAUGUGAAACCAAUAAUUUUUGAACUAAGGCUCAACCCUGCUCUUUGUGUUGUUACUGGCAGUAAGUUUUACAUGCUUAAAAAAACAAGUUUUUCGAGAUCCAAUUGUUACAAACAUGCUCAAGAAACGCACACAUAAUCAUUUAAAAUCACGUGAACUCUCUCAAAAGGGGAUGCUACUAUCACAGUCAAGUUCUCGAGCAAGAAUAAACACCGGGUCACACAUGGUGGUUACGAAACAAGGAAGAAAGGAGAUAAUAAUACAAGUCGUGCGUUUGAUUUGUCAGACAUAAAUGAACUUUAGGAUGGUUGCGAUAAGAAGCAAAUGUUGGUCAGUGAGAAACUAGAUGACAGAUGAAUAUUUACCAGAGGCAAGAUACAGUGAAUACGGAUACAUAUAUAGAAGUACACUAAAGAAAUCCUGUCUCCACACUUUAACAAAAAAAAAACAUGGCUGGUGGAGAAACGCGCAUAAUAUUAGGUUUACUUGGAUUCUCCAUAAUCCUGCUUGUCUAUUUAAACACCAGAAGUCAACCACUGAUGCUUAACAAACGUGCAGUUAGCAUUGGAUGUCUCAACUCGUCUUUGGUUUGUGGGCCAAAUGCAUAUUGUUACAAUAACAGUGGAAACUACUCCUGCUCUUGUUGGAGUGGAUAUAAUGUUACAAAGAUGAAUGAAUCUGUCAACAACAAUAACCCAUGCACUGAUGUGGAUGAAUGUCAGCUGUAUCCACCUGUUUGUGGUCCAAACUCCAUCUGCACAAAUGUAAAUGGGAGUUAUAAUUGCUCGUGUUUGAAAGGAUUUAAUGCAACAACCCCAAAUCUCAAAAUCAGCAUUAAUAACACAUGCACAGAUGUGGAUGAAUGUGUUAAGAUUCCUGCGGUUUGUGGUCCAAACUCAAUCUGCAGCAACACUGCUGGGAGUUACAAUUGUUGGUGUAUGAUUGGAUAUAAUGCAACAGACCUGAACCUCCCUAUAAACAUCAGUAACCCAUGCAGAGCCUUAAAUGGAACAGCAACACCAACACCACCAACAACAACAACAACAACAACAACACAAUCAGUAAUUAAAAUGUCAAUGUCAAUGACAAUAGCUCAAGUAUUUGAUACCAGUCUUGCCGCUGAUACUGAAGAGAGGAGAACUCUUUUAAAUAAAAUUCAACCAAUUAUUGACCAAUGUUACAAAACUGUACCUGACUACAUUUCUGGGUCUGCAAAAGUCAAUAAUUUCAGGCCUGGUAGCAUUAUAGUAGACUACACAAUUAAUGCAACAUCUAGCAGCUCUGAUUUUACAUCUGCAAACACACAGCUUGCCAACAGUCUAAAGCUGGCAGGACUCCCUGUGGAUCCCAAUUCUUUCGCUGAAAGUGUGCCAGCACUCCUAUUCAACACCACAAAUAAAAUGUAUCCAAUGCAAAGGCUGGAUCUGAGAUGUACACGCCCAGCGUCUGUUGCGGGAGCAAUAACAUGGACCGUGAAUAAGAUUAAUCCUGCACUAGAUCCGAGAUACUCAAUUAUUGACAGUGACACAGGUAGCACUCUCACUGUGAAGAACGCAAGUGAAAUUGACAGUGGUAGAUACUCAUGUAUCAUAAAUAGGAGCCCUAUACCUUAUAUUCAGUGGCAAGACAUUGUUAUUGAACAACGUCCCAAAAUUGAAGUUGACGCUGAUCGAGUAUUUGAGUGCAAGGAUCAGAUUGUCCAAAUUAAAUGUUGUGCUGCGCUCUACAGUAUUGAGUGGGACCGGAUUCCUGAUGGUGAUCAACUGGGAAAUUCAGAAACUAACUGCCUCAUAUUACAACAUAAACUUCUGAAAAUAAAUUGUGGGAGUGUGGAAACCUUUACAUGUCAACUCAAAGACCUGAAAGAGCUACAAGGUUACAGUUACAGCAGGAAAAGCGUCACCAUUAAUACAAGUGACAAAAGAAUUGACUGUACAAGUGAAACACUUGGAAUUGGACAAAUAGGUGAUAAAGUAAAUGGACCGUGUGAAAAUGGCAGGAUAGGCUUCAUAACUUAUCAAUGUCAAUUAGGUGGCUGGAGGAAGAUACAGAUCGAAUGUGUACUUCCUAUUCUUGCAUCCCUUCAAAGUGAAGUUCAGGUCUUGACUGAGGAAAAAAUUCCAGGGUUUCUGAAAAGCCUCAGUGAUGCCACUGUGAAGAACAGCAUCGACAUUUCACAGUCUGCCUCGGAUGUCAAAGCAAUUGUUGAUAUGCUCCAUCAAUUAACAAUCAUCUCAACAAACAUGACCAUUGAUAAGACUGUGAUGAAUACAUAUCUCAAAACAGUGGAUGUUAUUGUAUCAAAUCAAACUAAUAACAUAUGGGGAGAAUUAAACAAUGGGAACACACCAUCAAAUACCAGCACUGUACUUUUGUUUGCCAUUGAGGUAACAAGCGAUCGUCUGUCAGAUGUGAAUUUUACUUUAAAUGAAUCCUCUAUUCAGUUGGAAAAAACUUUAAUUCAAAACUCAUUCAAUUUAACUUCACAACAACCAAACUCAACUACCCAGAUCAUGUUUUCAGACGUUCCUGAACCGACCUUCGUAACUCUUAUAAUCUUCUCAAAUCUUGACAAUGUUCUACCAACUCGUUAUACUUCUAAAAAUGACAUCGGUACAUUCAAAAACCGGAUCAUUGGCGACGUGGUUGUGAUAAAGGUUAACCAAACAGUUAAUAAUAUUUCUCUUACUUUUGACAUUACGAAUGAGCUACUGGGAAAUCCUCAAUGUGUCUUUUGGAACUUUGAUCUGGACCGAUGGGAUUCCAAUGGAUGUAAAGUCAAGCACUCAGGCAAUGACAGUGUUACAUGUGAAUGCAACCACACAACCUCUUUUUCAAUGCUCAUGUCAAAGAAUUAUAGGGAUGAUAAAGCAUUGUCCUAUAUCACAUACAUUGGUGUAGCUAUUUCAAUGGCCAGCUUGGUUUUAUGUCUCAUUAUUGAGAUAAUCGUAUGGAAGUCAGUGACAGGAAAUGACACGGCGUACAUGCGUCAUGUCUUUGUAGUUAACAUCGCUGUGUCGCUGCUGAUCGCAGACAUCUGGUUUAUCAUUGGAGCUGCAAUUGCUAAACCAGGAGAGUCUACACCGGUGAAUCCCUGCAGUGCAGCGGUUUUCUUCAUUCACUUUUUUUACCUGGCUCUUUUCUUCUGGAUGUUAACUUCAGCCCUUUUUCUCCUUUACCGCAUUACCAUGGUCUUUUCUCAGAUGUCAAGGGCUAAAAUGAUGUUCAUUGCCUUCAUGGUUGGCUAUUGUGCACCUUUGCUCAUAGCAGUUAUUACUGUCGCAUCCACAGCUGGAGCUGGUAGAUAUAUUUGGAUGAGAGAUGAAUGUUGGCUGAACUGGUCUGAAUCUAAGGCCCUGCUGGCAUUUGUGAUUCCAGCUCUGACCAUUGUUGCCUUAAACCUCAUGGUUUUGAUUGUGGUUUUGAUUGUGGUUUUAUAUAAAAUAGUUAGGAGAAAUGACAAUGCUGCAACUCAAACAGAUGAGAAAAACGCCCUUCUUGUCAUUGUCCGAUGUGUGGCCUUUCUGACUCCUACUUUUGGCCUAACAUGGGGAUUUGGAGUGGGAACCAUGGUGUCAGAUGUGUAUGGCCUUCAUGUGGUGUUUGCCAUCCUCAAUUCAUUUCAGGGUUUCUUUGUUUUAGUGUUUGGAACACUUCUGGACAGCAAGGUCCGAAAGUCAUUGGCAGGAAAGUUGAAAUCAAAACUUAGUUCUGACCGUACCAAGAGCACUACUUCUACAGGACCAUCAUCUGCAGUCAAACUGGGUUGCUUUGGAUGGAUGCGGCGUAAAUAUGUUUACCACGUAUCUGAUCCCAAACAUUUCUCAACACCACCAGUAAACAAGACAGGAGUCUCAUCAAGUUAAUAAACUAUAUCCUACUGGAUGUUCUGUUACUGAGUUUGGCUUACAAAAGUUUCAGGAAUAAUUGCUUUAACUCCUUUCCCCGCCAUUGACGAGUUAUCUCCUCAAUUAAGAGAAAACAUUUGCAUGAAAAAAACGUGUUCCUGAUGAGGUUUCAUGGUUAUCUUUAAUACCUCGUUUAUCCACUAGAUUACCCAAUUUAUUAAAAAAACUGAAGCAAAAAAAUAUUUAUUAAUUUUAUACUCUGUGUAUGUUUUGAUAAUCGUUCUGAAUCUGAUUUCUAUCACAAAUGCAAUUAUUUCAGAUUUUUGCUAAAAAUAAUUGAUGAAAAAUACCAAUUUUUAAGAGUUUAUAAGCAGAGAAAAAAUAUACAUAGGAUGAAACGGUUUUUCCUGUUUUUUGUUUUUGUUUUUGUUUUUUUUUUUUGAAAGCAGAGGGUCUGUUCAUUCAUUUGAAAUAUUUGUAUGCCUAUAUAUUUUUAGAAGAAAAUUUUCCUGAAAGGCAUUUUGUGAAACUUUUGUGAAAAUAAAAAAAUAACAAUAAUAAAUGCUGGCGGGCAAUUUUUAAGAAAGGCUGGCGGGGAAUGAGUUAAAAUAGGGUUACAAUGUAAUGUAUUGUGUGAAAGAAAAUUGAAAACUGGUGGUAUGUUUUACUGCAUCUAUGAUACUUGAAUAAACUAUACCAAUUAUAUUUUGUUAAAAUCA
Misgurnus anguillicaudatus (oriental weatherfish) is the source of this 4679-nucleotide messenger RNA. The record is from RefSeq and is a predicted model, not a curated record. Lineage: Eukaryota; Metazoa; Chordata; Actinopteri; Cypriniformes; Cobitidae.